This is a messenger RNA of Toxotes jaculatrix (banded archerfish), 12840 nucleotides long. RefSeq names its product transforming, acidic coiled-coil containing protein 2 (gene tacc2). The record is from RefSeq and is a predicted model, not a curated record. Bases 1035 to 11936 code for a protein of 3633 amino acids. NCBI's taxonomy places the organism in Eukaryota, Metazoa, Chordata, Actinopteri, Toxotidae. Gene Ontology annotation, biological process: cell population proliferation; mitotic spindle organization; cerebral cortex development. The transcript has 25 exons. Gene Ontology annotation, cellular component: cytoplasm.
AGAUGGGAGGCAGGUUGACGAAUCCUAAAGAAAACAGAUGAUGAAAAUGUAUUAGAUUCACUCAGAUAAAAGCCUGAGUGACAGUUGAGAAAGGAGAAGGCAAAGCAGAAUGGGAGAUGUUUAUGCUGAGAGUGUGCUGUGAUGUCUGUUGGAAACAGAGCUGAGCAAAUCAGUGUUAUUUAUAGGGACGAUAAGCCUGCUCUCAAUCACUGACUGAGCGCUCAGCUGAAGAUGGCUUGUGAUGAUAUCAGAUAAUAGAGGAUCCAAAACACUUUAUGAAUCUGUACAUUCUGUUCCUGUUUGCAUGGUUGCUUUUUGUACUCUUUGUUGUAGCAGACUUGUGGCUGUGUGAGUGCAUUUCAGUGGCUGUCCUCACAUUUCAAUCACUGUCUACUUUAGAGAGACACAGCUGAAGGGAGAAGGGAGGCGUUCCCCAAGCUGAAGAUGAGGUGAUGAAUGAAUGUAAAAGGUUUGGAGAGAUACAAAGCAAAGUUACAAGAACGUUAGAGCAGCGUCUGCAGCCUUUUACAUGAUCAGUCAUGGGGCCAGGAGACCUGACACCUCAUCCUCCUGUCUGUCCAGCAUGCCUGUUUGUUUACAGUGUUGCCCUAGAACUAGUGUCUCCCUUCCAACUGACUGACAGGCCUCCUGAGCCUGUCAGAGCAGGUGAGCCCCCACCCACCCGUCCACCCACCCUAAAGCAGACAUGGCCUCCCCAGCUCCUGUUCGGUCUCCUCCCCUCGGUCCUCUGCCCACUUCUGUUCCCGUCCUGUGUCCACCCUUCGUCCUCUCCUCCCACUCAACGUGCAAUGCAAAAAAUAGCAACAGAGAGGCCGGGGCUCCUCAGAGGAGAGGACAGAAACAAACACUGGCCUUGAGUCCGGCAGUAAACACAUUGGAGGUGUUUGUCAAAAGCUUGAAGCAGACACUGUGUGUGGAGCAGUCUCUUGUUUGCAGUGUGUCUUUCAGCCAGCUGAUGUGAGGGGGGGGUGCCCGUUGGUUUGGGCAGUUGUGGCCCUGCAGCUGGCUGAGCCAUGGGGAACGAGAGCAGCACAACUGAGGCGUUGCCAGAAGAGGGCGCUCCAGAGAAUGUUGUUCUAUUUCCACCACAGGAAAAUCAAAAUGAUUCCUCACAGGCUGAAGCUCAGUCUGAGGGUUUGACCCAGACGGAUGACAGAACGCUGCUAACCGAAGCCUCCACCAGCCAGCAGAACCUGCUGUCCCAACCAGUGCUCCCAGACGUCCCAGUCAUCACCGGAGUGGAGGAGAGCAGAGGUGCAGCUGAAGACCAGAGGGACAAGGAGGAGCUUGAGUUUCCCCAUGACCUGCUGCCCAGUCUAGACUUCAGCAGUGAGCUCAAUAUCUGGGAGUCCUCCCUAGGAACUAGCUCAGGUGAAAGGAAAUGUGAGCAGGUGAACCCUCUGCUGGCGGGCCUGCAGCAUCACAUGGAAGUCAGUCGACCACUGGUGAUUCUAGAUACAAGGCUUCAUGACAUCGACCCAGUUCUCACAGAUGCCCAGGCUUCACCUCGGCCCACUGCCACACCUUACCCGGGUGUCCCCCUCCCGACCCCUUCCCCAUCUGUGCUCCUAGACUUGGAGCUCCAAGAGGCCUUCCAGGAAUGUGAAGAGCAAAUGGCCUCACUGGGCAUACUUACUCCCACAGAGAAUCUCAGCACCACAGAUGAAAUGGUUCAUGAUGUAGGGAAGAAAACUGGAAACGUGAUGGUUAAUAAGUCCAGUGAGUCAUCAUCACUACCUCCAAUCGCAGUCCAGCCAGGACAUAGCAACGGGGGCCAUGGAAACAAGAGUACACACGGAAACAGUGAGGCAGCAAACAGUCAGAAGGAGACACUUGUGUUUAGUUUCAGGAAUUACAUACUGGGUACAGAGAACAGUGCAGGAGCAGCAGAGACAGAGAGUGAAAUGAAAACAACGCAGAGCCCAGAGAAAUGUCCCGAGAUUAAGCCGGGAAAAGAAACAGAGAUAGAUGAGCAGAAGGAAACACCGCCACAUACACAAUUACAAACGGCAGCGAAAACAGAUUCAUUUAAAGAAACCCCAAAAGAUGUUGUGUUUAUGGAGCAGAAAGACAAUCAAAGAGACAACCAUGUUGAUUCUAAUGCAGCCAGUGAGGAAAAUGGCAGUCGAGAUUGUAAUACAGUGAUUAGGGAUGAAAACACAGAGGCAAUAACAGAGACUGCAGACAUAAAGAAAGAAAAUUAUUGUGAUGGGUGCAGUAUUAAUGUUUGUACAGCUGAAACAGAAAAGAAAGAUGAUUCAGUUAAUGAAAUAUCGGGGUGCAGUAACCUUCAUUUAAAGGAUAAAGCUGCAUUAUCAGAGCCGCAGUCAGAAGCACAGACAGGAACUGGCAAGCACAGCGAGGAGUCAAAAACAGACAAACAGACCAAUUCAGCUAGUGACAGACAGACUGAGCAGGACAAAGAGACAAAGAAGAAAGAAAAAAAGAAACAAAGGAAAAAGAAAAAGGCAGAGAAGACUGAACAGAAAGCGAGAACAGUAGUACAAUCUGAAAAUGAUUUACAGGCUGAGUCACUCGUAGAUGCAGGCAUUCACGCAGAUUCAGAGGCAAAUGUGCAAUCAGUGUCACAGGCAGACACUCAGACUGUGAUUUGUGGGGAACAGCCUGAUAAUGGGUUUGAUUACAAACAACAGCUGUGUCCCGCGGGAAAGGCCAGCUCCAGCCCCCCACUAUCAUCCUCUCAUGGCAGACAGGAUCAUCUUACUGACUCUGCCUGUUCACCUGCAACCAACCAGGGUCCCACACAGAGGCCUCAUCAGUCAGAUAACCACAACCAUAUGGAUGCCCCAUGUGGCAUGAAUCAGAGCUCAGACAAGAGCCCGCAGCAGAAGCAACAUGCAACCGGAGGCGUCAUGGACGACCAGAAUACACCCUUGACAUGUGUCCAAACUGCAGUUAUCAAUCCAUUUGCUUCUGCUGAUAAGAGAUCAGAUGCACAAACACAGGAGGCUAUAGUUACCACAGCAGCAGCGAUACUCACACAGGAGAAUCGGAGCCCACUCACCAACAGCCAAACUUGUGUGGGAGAGAGUUGCGUGGAGAGUGCCCUUGAAGAGGCUUUAGUGGUAGUUGCUGCGUUGCCACUGACAACACCCACGAUGCCAGAAGUGAUAGAAAGCAACGGAGAGGGAGAAAGCGUGAGGCGUGAUUCACUGGAGAGAGUAGCUACUGUAGCAAUUGCAGAGAGUGAGGAAGCAGUGGGAGAAAAGGAUUUGGGAGGGAUAGAAAAGUGCCUCAGCUCUGCAGACGGAGAGAGAGAGGGACUCCUGGACAGCCUUCCUCAGCUCUCAUUAAUCUGUUCACAGGAAAAAUGCUCACUUGCAUUCUCAGCCAAAGAGGGACAGGCUGCAUCUGAGAAAAGCUGCAGCAGCAAAAUGCCACACAACUCGGCUGAGGCUGAAAUGAAGGGACCGAGAGAGACAACCGUUCACAGUGCAGACGCAGAGAUCUCACCAGCUGAGGAGGGAGACAGAGAAAAGGAGCCACUCCGGUUAGAAGCUUAUAUCAAUACUUCUCCCCUUGGGCUACUCUCUGGUCCUGAUUGUCAGGCUCACAGUGCUGUGGGAUUGGAGGGAGCAGGAGAAGGAGGAGGAGGAGGAGGAGGAGGAGGAGAGGAGGUGGGAGAGAAAGGCAGGCUGGCUAGAGAGCACAGUUCAUUCAGCCAGCCAGAAGGCACUGCUAGUGGGGUGUCAUCAGCUGAGACCGAGACGUGUCCGCCCACCGAUGUUGCCGAGUCACAGCUGAAGUCACAGAGCCGGAGUGAAGCGAUUGCUACCACCACUGAGAGCAUCUGCACUGAACGGGACCGUCUCUCUCACCCCUGCCAGGAGCAGCAUGGCGCAGCAAUUUCUACUCUCCCCACUCACCCUGAGCAGAGCUCAAGCAAUACAGAUGGAGGGGUAAGGGCUGAUCUCAAACAGAAUUUGAUUUCAGAGGAAGCCCUGUCUCUGGGACACACUUGUGAGGAGCCAUCCGUCACAGAGUCAGAGAGAAACUACAGCCAAGUCUUGCUGCCGUUAAUCAAACCUCAGCCUGUGGCUACUUCACAACAAAUCCCAGUCGAGCGACAAGAGAGCAACAAUCAACAGGUCCAACCUGAAAGUAGCACAACAGAAGCCAAGACAACCGAAAGUGCAGCUGAGUCCCAAGUCCAAACCCAGGUCCAGAGCAAUAGUGGUAGCCCUGCUAUGGCUGGAGUGGGUGUGUAUGUAUGUGGCAGCAGUGGAGGCAACAAUAGAGUUCACUUUGCAGACACUGUGAAACAAGAGGACGGUUCCUCAGUGGAUCUCAGGAACAUGUCGGUGCCGGCGUUGGACUGCGCCUCUUUGCCUCCGCUGACCAUACAUGAGAGUUUGCAUCAUCCUGUUGUUGAGGCCAGCUACAUCUUCCCAGACUUCCUCAGCUUGAAGAAGCCAGAAAUCUUCACAAAUGCAGCUCCUACCAAGGAUGAACCAGCAAGACAGAGCUCAGCUGACUUUCCAAAGCCACAGGAGGAUGUCCAGUUGGAUAAAGGAGAUUUGGAGACUAAAGAUACCAAGAACAUUGUCAUAGAUCAGUCAGGUAACAACAACUUGGUUCCAAAAACUGCAGAUUUACAAUCGGUGACUGAGGCCUCCACAAAACAGCUUCCAUGUCCUACAGAGAAGAAUCAGACUGGUAAUGAGGAAUGUUUUGACCUUUUACAAAUAUCCAGAAGUGCCACCUCUAAGGCUGAUCAUGUGACAGUUGAACAGACGUCAGCAAAGGUGAUAAAGCAAGAAGAGGAAGAAACAAUGAAGGCUCCUGUAAAUCUGUGUUUGUCAGAGAAGAAAGAGGUAAAUAAGUUGCAUGCUGAGUCUACAGGCUCAGUCAAGACUGACCAACCACAGGAGUCACCUUUAAUAAGUGAUGUUACUGUCAUUCUUGAAGAUAAAGAAGAGAAACAAGAUCCUCCCUCUUCACCUUCUGUGCUUCCGACUGAUGACAUUACCUGCAAGCCUUCAAGUGAUGUCUCUUCUGAGUUUCCUGUUGGGCAGCUCUCUACUGACCUUGACCCCAGUCCAAAACCUGAAGCUGUUACCUUGACAACCUCUCUUCAGACAAAGCCUAUUGAGCCCAGUGAUCAGCUUUCCACCCAAUUAGAUCAAACACCUCCUUGUGGAUCAGUUAUCAUGGAUUCCAUGAAAACUGGUGAAGGGCCCGAGUCCACAAUUCACUCUGCUGAUCUGACAAAGGAUGAAUCAGUGACAGCCUCUGACCAGUCAAUUCCUGUUAUCGAGCAACAUGCCAGUAAUCCUACUUUUGUACUACGGCCUCCUGGCCCAAUGUUGAGUCAUCUGGAGUUCAUUACUGACUGUGAUAUUUCUCUUCCUGAGCAUACAGAUAAGCGCAGUGCUGAUGGUGACAGUACCAAUGUCUCCGGAGAGGUGGAAGGCAACAAGAGCAGGGAAAUGACACAAAAGUCCUUAGCACAUGAUCUAGAGCACGUUGCCGACGCUGUCAAAGCAAAUGAGAUUCAUCCAGAACUGGAGGAUAGAAAUUAUGCUACGGAGUCUGACGUUGAGCUUGAGGAUUCUGCGAUUAAUAAUAUAAUGUUUUCACAAGAGGAAAAUCUGUCUCCUCCAGUUCAGCCUCCUGGUGCAGUCGGUGCACUGGCAAAGGAUGAAUCUGAUAAUGUAAUUUCUCUGUCUCAAAUUGAGCCAGACUCUAUUGCCGUUAAACCUGUUAUUUGUGAAGCAUCCAUUAGGGAUGGCCUCGUAAAUGUUAGCUGCCCACUCAGCUCUGACCUGCCUACCAACGAGGCUCAUGAUGAAAUUAAAGAAGACAAUAUGAAAGAGAAAAACAAAAUGGGAGCCCAGACCUCCAUGAUGUUUGAAGAGGACAAGAAACAAGUUGAAGAAGCAAUAGUGGAUAAUCAAAAGGAAACAGCAAUCAGCAGCGAGCUGCAGACAGGAAAGAUAAGCCCAAUACCACAACAGAGUAAUGAGCCAGAUAAAGAGGCUGUAGGGGAAAUUGGAGACAUGCAGCCACAACAUAAAUGUGAAGUACAAAAGAGUGAAUCACCAAUAAGGGAUAUAAAGGAGGAAGGAGAAAGGAAGAGUGGGACUGCAUCUAAAAGUGAGACGGAGACUUCUCCCUUUUCCCCUGACAGAGCUGCAGGGUCUUCUGAGGACAUGCUGAGCACUGAGGUAGAGUCUGGUAGUGAACCUCAGACUGUUUAUGAUCAGAGUUUGCGCCAAACUCCGACAGCAACACUGGAACGCAGCUCUGACAGGGACGCGGCACCAGAUUCUAGUGCAGCUCUUGGCCCAUCACUGUCCGCAUCAGAUCCAAACUGUUUUGCUCAGCAACAGCAGCACGGUCUGGGAUCCAGACGUCCCACAGAGGAAUUGUCAGGUGGCUGUCUAGAGGGGGUAGAAAAGACUAACAGUCAAGUCACGCAGGCCCAAGCACCGGGUCCAGGGGUAAAAGGGGUAGAAGAAGAAGGAGACGGCUCUGUUGGGGGUUUGUGUCAGUCAGGAAGCAGGGAUGAGUUGACACGCGAUGACAGCAGUGGCAAUGAACGAGUGAUAGAUCUAGAGAAAGGAGAAGGAGAGGGAGCACAGGCUGUAAAAGGGGUUGACAGGGUUUGUGUGUCAUCUCACUUUGGCAGUGAUUUAAAUGAGAGUGGAAAGGCUGCUGAGCGAAAUGCCUCAGCUGACACAGUGGUAGUUACAACUUGCUCACAUGUAGGUGAGACAAGACAGGCGAUGGAUGAGAAUAAAAGCCCUGGGUUAGGGGUAGAUGCAGAUUUAAUGCCAGGCUCUGGCCGUGUGAGUGAUACGGGGGGUAAAGGUCAACAAAAAGUAAAUCUAUCGGCUGCAUGCCAAGACCAACCUGUAAAACCUGAGACCUCAACAAACACUGCGAUCUCUGUUGAGUCUCCAUCACAGGAACAUGAGACUUCACCUUUCCAAAUUUCUAAAUCAAAGGUCAGCACAGAUAGCCAAGACAUUCAUACAGAAGUUAUUCCAAGCGCAAACCAGGCUGAAGAAAUUCAUACAAAAAUAUCCAGUGCCCUGCCAGAUCCUGUUGGGCAACCAGAAACUGUGGAAAAGGAUUUUAGUGCUGCCAUGGCUGCGAAAAGCAACAGCAGCGAGACUGAGGAGUGUGAAAUUCAGGAUACAGUGUGCAAGCCUCUUCAGCUACAGAGCUCCAAUAAAACCUCAGCCACACAAAGCAGCCCAGUAGUACAAACGCCCAUAAAAGGCCCUGAUGUAGAAGCGAUCACAAGGGAAGCAAAAGCAGCUUUGGACGAAGAGAAGGCAAGCAGCCAGGGGAAGGGACAAAGUGAGAUAAAGGUGACACACAGUGAGGCAACUGAAAGACAGGGGGUCGUAAAUCAAACUCUGAGUUAUAAAGACAACGGCUCAGGGUCAGUUAAUGCUUCAGACCUCUGUGAAAGUUGGGCGUCACACAGCAGCACCGAGACUACUGUUUGUCAAUCUGAGGAAAGCAUUGUUCUCUUUAAGGCAACAGAAAAUGACAGUGAUACACCAGAUAAAACAGCUCCUGAUGUUAUCACAGUCCCAUCAGCGGUUUUGUCAAAGUGCCCGGAAGAUUUUGCAUCGCUCUAUCUCACAACCCCUACCCAGCUAGAACAGCCACAUGAUGAGGUGUUGUUGUCAAAGCCCCUAGAUGUUAUUGCGGUAAACCCCAUUGUUGCUGCUUCUCAGUGUGAAGGGAAACCACUUGAUGAAGCUCCUGCCGGCGUCUCUCGUGCUGAACAACUCUCUGUGAACAUAGAGACUGCUGAUGUGUCAGAGAACAAGAACCAGACAGAACAAGAACCAGACACAAACUGGAUAAAAGCUCUAAAAGAAGCUGCGUCCCUUUCUCAGAGCGAACAAGUGAACACAGUGGAGACCUCAAGAGUCCUCCCAUCUCUGGAGUCUCCUCAGCUAGAGUUUCUUACUCCGACUGAGGAGUUAGCUGCUUCUCUGAGACAGGAGGAGAUCCCACCACCGCAGCAGGCAGCAGAGAAGACAGCAGAGAAGACAACAGAGACCCCACCUCCAAAUCUUGGCACAAGGCCAGUGGAUCUUCCUGAACCUUUAAAGAAGUCAGAAGAGCUCUCAGAACCAACACAGCAGACAAUAGAGCUUUCUGAUCCAACACAGAGCACAAAAACAGAGCUGUCAGAACCAACCAAGAAAGAAGAGGAGCCUCCAGAAGAACUUCCAGAACCCAAAGGGGAGCCAGUAACUUCUCCAGAAACCGUACAGGAGCCAGCUGAGUUCCUAGAACCAGAAAAAAGCACAGAAGAGCUCCCAGAGCCAACGAAAAAUGAAGAACCUACAAAGGUGACAACAGAGCCCCCAGAGCCAGAGAAGAAGCUGAUCAGUGAGGUGCCAGAGGACCUGGUGGAAAAACCUGUAGAGAUCCCACCUGAGGAGCCAUUUAAAGAGCCAGCUGAAGAAACUGCAGUGACUGAAACAGUUCAGGAUUCUGCUGAGGACCUACAGGACAGCAGGCCCUCCCUUGCUGAGCAAGCAGAGAGAGGUGACCGUCCCCCUGCCUCUCCCUUGCCUCCUGCUACCGUACAUCACUUCCUGCCUGGCCCCCCUCCUGACCUCCACGACAGUACAGAGUUCCCCACUCCUCCUCCCACACCCCCAGAGAGGCACACACCUGAAGUUCUACCAACCCCACCUCCAUCCCCCCACCUUCCUCCUCCUCCAGCCCCUGCCUCCCCUCCUGCACCUUCUGCUUACCAGUGUGAGGACCCCUGCCUGACUUCUGCUCCCUGCCACCCCCUCUUAAGGAGCUCAGACUCUGAUGGAGCCUUUGAGACCCCUGAAUCCACAACUCCAGUGAAGGCUGUUUCUCCUGCAGAUCCCCAGGCCAAGCAACUGACGUCUGAUGACAAAGGUACAGUAAGAAUAGCAGACAUCUCAGUCAGUGGUCCUGCCUCUGACUUCUCUUCAACUGAUCCAGCCUGCAGUUCUCCGUUCAUUGCUUUUGAUGAAAACAAGCCCAUUGCAGCCAGCGGCACAUAUAACAUUGACAUUUUUGCUGCAGAUUCAACCAGUCACACACUGACUCGUUCCCUCAGUCUCCAGGGAGGAGAACUAGACAAUUCUGGUCUGUUGGAUGGAUCCACAACAGGAGGUUUCCGAUCACAUUCUGAAUCCUUCAGUGUAGGCACUGAGAGUGCCCCAGGCACACUCCACAGACCCAGAAAGGUUCGUUCUGGGUCUGUGAAGAAGAAGCCUCUUCUCAGACAGAACUCCAAUCCAGAGAGUCCAAGGCCAGCCUCAUCCAGCAGCACCCCAGAGACCAAGAAGCGGGCAAAGCCUCGAACUGCCAGCCCUCUCCAGGCUCAGGAGGAAGCAGGAGGAUCUGCAACCCCGAGCCCUGGAGGAACCCUCCGAAAGACCAGGAAGAACCGUGUCGAAACUCCACCUCCCCUCCCGGAGGAGACCAGUCAUACCAGCCAAGAGGAGAGCCUUGUCAUCCCUGCCUUACCCUUGUGCCACGAGGAGACACCUCUCCCUGGCAGUCCACAGGGCAAAGACGAAUCCCCCAUUCCCCAGAGUGCCUCCUACAAAUGGGAUCCAGAUAAUUUUGAGAAUAUCGACCCUUUCAAGACUGGAGGUAGUAAAAUUGCCAACUCCCCUGUUCUGAAUCGUAAAGGUCCUGUGUGCGCCUCUGUUGUCACCCCCACAGAGAGUCCUCCUGUCCCUGCUGUGGAACCACGUCAACCCAGUCCCCCAGCUCCUCUUGAUGAGCCAGUCACCAACCCUGAGGAGCAACCCAUCAUCCCCAAGCGUCAGUCAGUAAGGCUGGAGUUUGACUAUUCUGAGGAGAGCAGUGAGGCAUCACACCAGGCCUCUACCCCACCCAAGAAAGUGGGCAAGAAACCCGGUGCCAAGAUGCCUCUGAGGAAACCAAAGCUGGGGCUGAAGAAGGCCCCCCCACCGCAGACAGAGCAGCUGGACAACGAACCUCCAGCAACACACAAUGGCAACGAAAAUGAAAUCCCUGUUCCUCAAGUAUCCUACAACUUUGAAGCUGACAAGUGGGAUGAUCCAAAUUUCAAUCCAUUUAAAUCUAAGAAAUCAGUUGCCAACUCCCCUAAACUGUCCAGGCCAUCUUAUAGCUUUGAUCCCAAUAACUUUGAUGACUCCAUAGACCCUUUCAAAUCCUCCAAUAAGAUGGCCAACUCACCUCCAAAGGCCUCUGCCUCCUUUGAACUGUCAUCCAAUGACUAUGACAAUGAAAAUGACAACGACAACAUCGGGGAACUGGAGGACCAGAAUCAGAACAAACCUGCCAAGAAGAAGAAAACUCCUAUCAAAUCUAAUACUUUCAGAGUGAAGAGGUCGCCAAAGAAAUCACCGUUGUCUGACCCAUCCCAGGAUCUUACGCCUGCAGAUGAACCUGCUUCUCUCCACUCGCAAGACGAUCAUGCCACAGACGAGGAGAAGCUGGCCUCCUCCACCAGUCAUAAGUGGGCAGCCCUGCAUGACGUGGACGCAGAUUUGAACUCUGACCAACAAGACUUCCCUCAGCCAUGUGAUCUCACGUCCUUUGUCAACGAGAACAAUCUUCCUCCUGAGACUCUAGUACAAGACUAUGAAAUUGAGUACAUGGAGAAGAUUGGCUCCUCUUCACCACCACCGUCAGUGAAGAAGCCAUCUUUGUACCUGAAGCUGGAUUCAGUAUCUGACAACUUAACCAAUAAUACGUGUGCACAUGGAUCUGAGCCCAGCUCCCCCUGCACAGGGAGUUUUGAGGAGAUGGAGGCCCAGAUAACAGCAGGGAUGAAGACGCCAGUGCUGAGCUCUCGGCCUGGUCCUGAAGGCUCUGCUGGGGACAAGGGCAGAAAGAGAGAAAGCGAGUCACUCAGCCGAACACAGAGCAUGGAGAGGGACGAGCAGUCCCCUAGCCAGGGCCCCAUGGAGGCCCCCGCUCCUGCCCUGGCCAUGCCCAUGUUAGACAGGCUGUCUGAGUGUGACGAUCCCCUGCAGUACCUGGAGCCUGACCUGGCUGAGACCAACCCCACCGCAUUCGCCCAAAAACUACAGGAGGAGCUGGUACUUGCUGCCCUGAGGAUAGAGGCUCUGCAGGUAGCCAAAAACAUCUCUCAGUGCCCCUCCCUCUCUACUGUAACCCCCCAGUCUCGACUCAAGAAACCCAGUACUCGGCGGUGGAAUAUCAACGGUUCACCCUUAUUCAAACACAGAGACGUGUCAUCUCCAGUAGAGAGUGCUGUGUCCAAGAACUCCCUGUACUCGAGGACCACCACCAGCUACAUCGAAGGGGAGAGUCCCCACCUGCCCAGGGAUCUUGACCAUUCUCUAGGAAUUGCACGAGAAGAGAUUGUGUCGAAGGAGAAAGAAGUGCUGGAGUGGCAGAGGAAGUAUGAAGACAGCCGACAGGAAGUGGUGGAGAUGAGGAGAAUUGUUGCUGAGUAUGAGAAGACAAUUGCACAGAUGAUAGAGGAUGACCAAAAAGAGAAGUCUCUCUCCCACCACACCAUCCAGCAGCUGAUAAUGGAGAAGGACCAGGCCUUGGCCGACCUCAACUCCGUGGAAAAAUCUCUAGCCGAUCUCUUCCGACGCUAUGAGAAGAUGAAAGAUGUGCUGGAGGGCUUCCGCAAGAAUGAAGAGGUUCUGAAGAAGUGCGCUCAGGAGUAUCUGUCUAGAGUCCGUAAGGAGGAACAACGCUAUCAAGCCCUGAAAAUUCAUGCAGAGGAGAAACUAGACAAAGCCAAUGCGGAGAUAGCUCAGGUGAGAACCAAGGCCAAGCAGGAGCAGGCUGCCUACCAGGCCAGUCUGAGGAAGGAGCAGAUGAAAGUGGACUCUUUGGAGCGUACCUUGGAACAAAAAGUCAGUGAACAAGGAGAUCGAAGAGCUGACAAAGAUCUGUGAUGAGCUGAUUGCCAAGAUGGGGAAGAGUUAGCGGCCACGCCACACCCAGGCCAAAUCACAAAGUACCUACUUGGAAAAUGAGGCAGAUCAGUCAUAUUUAUCACUCUUCCAAGGACUGAUGGACAUCUAAGGCCAAAAUGGUCUCUGGAUUUUAUUUCCUACUGACUUUGUGUAUACAGGAUCCACAGGAAUGGUUUCCUCUUAGUCACUCUGUACAUUUUUGAUGUGUCAGUGUAUCGUACUGUAUCAGGGGUCUGGUUUAAAGUUUUAGAAAAUUUACCAUAUCACUAAUGAGUGUGUCUGUGUGUGUGGGCGUGCGUAUGAUAAUGAGAAAGUGAGAGUAUUGUUUGUGGGUUAAAUUAUCUAUUAAGAUGUUGCCAUGACAGCCAUUGAGGGAGAAGACUGUUUACCCACUCCUGUUGUUGUCUCCUCUUUGUAUAAGAGAAAGGUAGAAAAGAGUACCAGAGAGUUAGAUUCAUUCACAAAAUGUUAAUACACCACUAAGAGAACACAAACUAUCACAAUGGCUUACUGCAUGUGAGACAGAAAGAAAAACUUGUAAUGUUAAAGUUUGUAUAUACUGUAGGAAGUUCUAAGUAUCUGCAUUUUUGAUUUUUUUUUUCCUGUCAUCCUCUUGUCCGCUUCCCUCAUGUAACCUUGUAGAUAUUUGUCAUACUUGUCAUAGCUUUCUCGAUGAAAUCGUGGGACUUUAUUUUUUGGAUUUUAUUUUGAUAUAAAGCAAACUAAUCGUGACUGUAUUCAGUGGUGACCAGGAGUAAUUUAAUUUUGGAUGGAUAUGUCCUAGUCCUGCUAUGGUCGUUGUGUCACACUGAGGAAUAACUUCUCUGCACAGCUACUGUACAGCAUCUGCUUACAAAGUGCAAUAAAAGAUGGCAAUACAGCA